Molecule: messenger RNA, 771 nt
Organism: Xyrauchen texanus (razorback sucker)
Lineage: Eukaryota; Metazoa; Chordata; Actinopteri; Cypriniformes; Catostomidae
Product: neurturin-like
Exons: 3
Coding region: 97-771 (224 amino acids)
Molecular function (GO): glial cell-derived neurotrophic factor receptor binding; receptor tyrosine kinase binding; growth factor activity
Source: RefSeq, a predicted model, not a curated record
GAUCAAUGCCAUUUUUACCCAGAGGUCAGCUAAACAGACGCUGUGGAGUCUGGAUAAGCCGGGCAGACGGGGUCCAAUGCUUCUCCUCAUUCUAAGAUGAAUGUAUGGAAGGUUGCUACCAUCGGCCUGAUUCUCUGUGGUGCUGCACUCCCCCUCCUCCUAUUUAAAUCCACACACUCUUCCAGAGCCCCGCCCCUUCCUCCCCACCACAGAGAUUCAUCCUCAUCUCUAUCAUCAUCAUCAUCCUUAUUUACACCCUCCAACUCCUCGUCCUCAACUGGGUCAGGUGGGCGGCAGCGGAGAGUCAGAUCAACUGAAGGAGGAAACUCUCUUGUCUCAGAAUUCAUGGAGAUGUUCCAGAGCUUCACAGAGGGCGAGCUGAAGCAGAUAAUUGGAACGCUGGUGGAAAGAAAAGCCCAUAGAGAUGCCCAGCAAAGCAAAAGGACUAAGCGUGCAAAAAAGCGGAUCAAACCGUGCUCGCUUCGGGAAGUGGAAGUGACGGUCAGUCAGCUUGGGCUGGGCUAUGUCAGUGACGAGACUGUAGUCUUCCAUUACUGCAGUGGGAAAUGUACCGCUAGCCGCAGAAACUAUGAUCUGACAUUAGCGUUUAUGAAACGCUCGCGUCUGCUCACCAGGGAACAGAGGGAGAAGGCUCGCCACAGCCCCUGCUGUCGACCCACUGCGUAUGAGGAGGACAUCUCCUUUCUCGAUAACUCUAAUCGAUAUCACACAAUCCACGAGUUUUCAGCCCAGGAGUGUGGAUGUGUCUGA